Messenger RNA from Desarmillaria tabescens, 1974 nucleotides. RefSeq names its product kinase-like domain-containing protein. Gene Ontology annotation, molecular function: ATP binding; protein kinase activity. Gene Ontology annotation, biological process: protein phosphorylation. The transcript is spliced from 6 exons. The coding region runs from base 1 to 1974 and encodes 657 amino acids. NCBI's taxonomy places the organism in Eukaryota, Fungi, Basidiomycota, Agaricomycetes, Agaricales, Physalacriaceae. The record is from RefSeq and is a predicted model, not a curated record.
AUGCCAUCCCCAGCAAACCCCGACGACAAGCAGCACGCCCGUCUCAUAGCUCUCGCCCACCGAAAUGUGCGUCUGGACGUGUUUCAUGGGUGCUGGGCUGAACCCUUGCCUUUUCUUACAGCAGCCAUAUUUCGAUGGAUUCGGGGGGAGCCAAUCGGGAGAGGAAGUUAUGGUUGUGUAUAUUUGGGAUGCAAUGCCAAUACUGGAGAAAUAAUAGCCGUCAAGCAAGUCGAAUUGCCCAAGAUGCAGUUUGCAACGAACCAGCAGAUGGAAGUGGCCAGAGCCCUCAAGUUUGAGAGCGAAACUCUCAAGGACUUGGAUCAUCCUCACAUUGUCCGUUAUCUGGGUUAUGAAGAGAGCCCCGAGUCUCUUAAUAUUUUCUUGGAAUAUGUCCCCGGAGGAACAAUAGAAAGCUGUCUUUUCCAGCACGGCAGGUUUAGUGAGAGUCUGACCAAGUCAUUCACAAGCCAGAUCUUGGAAGGUUUGGAGUAUCUCCACUGUAGAGGAAUUAUACAUCGACCACACAACCAGGAUCUCAAAGCAGCCAACAUUCUGGUUGAUCAUUCGGGUAUCUGCAAGAUCUCGGACUUUGGGAUAUCCAAGCGCAUCGACCACUUGGAAGAGCGUGCAAAUACGAGCAUGAAGGGCACUGUGUUCUGGAUGGCUCCGGAAGUCGUGUCUCCUAAAAGUGGUGGAUAUGACCUAAAGGUCGACAUCUGGAGUAUCGGGUGUAUCGUGCUGGAGAUGUGGUCUGGCAAACGGCCCUGGGCCGGCCAAGAAACUAUCGCAGUUAUGCUCAAACUUCAUAAAGACAAGCUUCCGCCCCCCAUCCCAAAGGAUUUACAUCUAUCAGAGCUGGCGUUAUCCUUCAGGAAUAGCUGCUUUGCUACUAAUCCGGCUAAACGUCCUAUGGCCGCAGAACUCCGAAAGCAUCCUUAUCUGACCCCAGUGCCCGGAUGGUCAUUCACUCAAGCUGAAAUUGAGCCCCCCCCGGAAAAGCUCGUUCCCUCUCGAAAGCAUGACGCUACCCGACUUGUUGUACCAGAAGAAAAAGCGUCGUCACGAUCUAUUUCCCGAAUCCCACGGAGACCUUCCAGCUCAUCUGCGCUGGGCCAGAGACAGACCAACCAUCAGCACACGCACUUCAGAAAUGCAUCUAAAGCUGUGCUUCCCGCUAAGCCUGAUUAUGGCCGGCCGCCUCCGCUUGUCUUUAUCACUCCUCCAAGUUCACCUAUGAAAUCGGCAUUCGGCUCUACUCCUGAAGACGAUGAUCAAGUAUUCAACUGGGCAGCAACAUCUGACUCGUCGAAAUCGUCAUAUCAACGCCCGAAAAUGUUCUACGUCGUCAAUCCUGACUCAGACGAUUCUGAUGGUGAAGGAACCAUCCGACGGCACAAAUCUUCGAAGUCGUCUUACAUUUACCACCCGCCGCCCCUCCCGAGCGCGGAAGUCGAACCACCCUUUUCUUCAACAGUCACAGCUCCGAAUCAACUCUACUUCAACACGCAUUAUCCACAGCACUCUCCAUCUUUCUCACCUGCAUCAGCACUAACAUCAACUUCAACCAAUUAUAGCACAUUAUCGUCUAGUGAUUCCAGCGACUUUGGUACUUCACUUUGGCAAAAGCCGCCGAUCAGUGCUCAGCCCGUUCCAUCUCCUCCACCUCUACCUUCUCCUCCCUCAUAUUCAGACAGAAAGGCUUCUGCGCGGCUGAGCCGAAUCGAAGGCUGGCAUCGACCACACCUUGAAGACGUUUAUCAGCGUCUAGACUACUAUUUCCCGGAGCAUGAUGUUGAUAGACCUGUCGUCAAGGCAGAUACGGUUGCGAGCCAACCUAAAGAUCGCCAUAUGAGGAAGUCGAUACGAAUGGUUGCUCAAGAGCAGCUGAAUCGCAACUUGUCUGACCCAGAAUGUCGGUUGAAGCGGAGUACCACACUUUGGGGAGGUCGCAUCGAGGAAGCUAUAAUUAGGUAA